Messenger RNA from Branchiostoma floridae (Florida lancelet), 4193 nucleotides. Its product is annotated as zinc finger protein 208-like. The transcript has 4 exons. Bases 702 to 3932 code for a protein of 1076 amino acids. The record is from RefSeq and is a predicted model, not a curated record. Gene Ontology annotation, cellular component: nucleus. Gene Ontology annotation, biological process: regulation of transcription by RNA polymerase II; central nervous system development. Gene Ontology annotation, molecular function: RNA polymerase II cis-regulatory region sequence-specific DNA binding; DNA-binding transcription factor activity, RNA polymerase II-specific. NCBI's taxonomy places the organism in Eukaryota, Metazoa, Chordata, Leptocardii, Amphioxiformes, Branchiostomatidae.
ACUGACCCGGAAAUUUGUGAUAGAAAGCAAGGAAAAAAAUCGACGAUGAACUAACAGCGGCCUUUACAAACCGGCAAACGCAUCAGAUCGCCCAAACUGUCGAAAUUGCCCCUGAAAUGGUCACAAACAAUGUCAAUGCGGUUUCCAUCGAAAAUCACGUUGAGUGCCGGUACGCCGUCGGGUCCACAAAGCGGCAGGUCAAAGUACUGCAAGACAUGGGGUUUGUCCGAUGGGGGAAAGCCAGAAAACAUUAAUGAAGUUGUCUGUUUCUUGUCAAAAAGAAUGCCGUUUCCAUUGGAAAUCACGUCGAGUGCCGGUGGUUGGACCUGGCGUCGGCACCACAAAAGAACCCACAGCGGCUCAUCAUCCGACAACACCGGGACGCAGACGCAGCUCUUUUAUGCCUUUUAUCAACGUCUAUGCCGACUUCUUAUUGUUAGACAACUUCCUGUCCUCAAUAAAAAUGGGUCUCUAGUUGCCUUCUGUCUCAUUCUUUUUGAGUUCAUGGCCCAGUGCGCUACGUCCCUUAUCACGUACAAGAAAUUGAUCCAUGACUAUUACUUCCGGGUCAUCUACAAGGCAUUUCCGCACGUCAGUGUGUAGCAAAAAGACGCCGGAGACUUUCUCUCAUCUUUCCUGUCGAGACGCCAGUUCCCGAGUCCGAGCUGUUCUAGUCGCAGAUAACUGUCAGAAGUGACCAGAUGGAGAAAACAACGUGCUGCCGUAAUGACGUAAGCAGAGGUUCGGUUGGAGGGUUUGUCAACACUCUUCAUAGGUGUGAGGAGUGCAGCAAGCAGUUCAGUACAGCGCAUAAUCUGAAGAUUCACCUGCGGACUCACACAGGGGAGAAACCUUACAGAUGCGAGGAGUGCAGCAAGCAGUUCAGUCAGCUCAGUAGUCUGAAAAGUCACAUGCGGACUCACUCAGGCGAGAAACCCUACAAAUGUGAGGAGUGCAGCAGGCGGUUCAGUACAUCAAGUAGUCUGAAGAGGCACAUACGGACUCACACAGGGGAGAAACCUUACACGUGUGAGCAGUGCAACAGGCAGUUCGUUGAGCUGGGUGAUCUGAAGAAACACAUGCGGACUCACACUGGGGAGAAACCCUACAAGUGCGAAGUGUGCAGCACGCACUUCAGUGAGUUGAGUAAACUGAAGAGACACAUGCGCACUCACACGGGGGAAAAACCCUACAGUUGUCAGGAGUGCAGCAAGCAGUUCAGUACACGAAGUAAACUAAAGGAACACAUGCGCACCCACACAGGGGAGAAACCCUACAAGUGUGAGGAGUGCAGCAAGCAGUUCAGUAAGCUUAACCAUCUGAAAACACAUAUGAGGACACACACAGGAGAGAAACCCUACAGGUGUGAGGAGUGCAGCAAGCAAUUCACUCUUCUUCACAAUCUCAAGACACACAUGCGGACACACACAGGUGUGAAACGUUACAAGUGUAAUGAAUGCAGCAAGCAGUUUAGUACACAGGGUAAUCUUAAGAAGCACAUGCAUGCUCACACAGGUGAGAAACCCUACAAGUGUAAGGAAUGCAGCAAACAAUUCAUUCGGCUUGACCAUCUCAAGAGACACAUGAUGACUCACUCAGGGGACAAACCCUACCAGUGUGAGGAGUGCAGCAAGCAGUUCAGUGAGCUCGGUAAUCUGAAGAAACACCUGCGAACUCACACCGGAGAGAAACCCUACAGGUGUGAGGAGUGCAGCAAGCAGUUCAGUCAGCUUGAACAUCUGAAGAAACACAUGCGGACUCACACAGGAGAGAAACCCUACAGGUGUGAGGAGUGCAGCAGGCAGUUUAGUCAGUUGGGUCCUCUGAAAUGUCACAUGCGGACUCACACAGGGGAAAAAUCCUACAGGUGUGAGGAGUGCAACAGGCAGUUCAGUGAGUUGAGUAAUUUGAAGAGACAUAUAAGGACGCACACAGGGGAGAAGCCCUACAAGUGUGAGGAGUGCAGCAGACAGUUUAGCGAGCUGGGUAGUCUGAAGACUCACAUGCGCACCCACACAGGGGAGAAGCCCUACAGUUGUGAGAAGUGCAGCAAGCAGUUCACUCAGCUGGGUAACCUGAAGACUCACAUGCGGACUCACACAGGGGAGAAAACUUACAGGUGUGAGGCUUGCAGUAAACAGUUCCCCCGGCUGGAUAGUCUGAAGAAACACAUGAAAACACACCUAAAAGACUUGAUGGCGACGACAGACAGCGGUCGUAAUGGCAUAAGCAGCUGCAGGGGUUCAGUUGGGGCGUUCGCUCCGAGGUGCAAGGAGUGCGGUAAACAGUUCAGUACAUCAAGUAAGCUGAAGAGACACGUGCGGACUCACACUGGAGAGAAACCCUACAAGUGUGAGGAGUGCAGCAAGCAGUUCAGUGAGCUGGGUAGUCUGAAGAAACACAUGCGGACUCACACUGGAGAGAAACCCUACAGGUGUGAGGAGUGCAGCAGGCAGUUCAGUGAGCUGGGUAGUCUGGAGAAACACAUGCGGACUCACACUGGAGAGAAACCCUACAAAUGUGAGGAGUGCUGCAAGCAGUUUAGUCAGCUGGGUCUUCUGAAGACUCACAUGCGGACUCACACAGGGGAGAAACCCUAUAAGUGUGAGGAGUGCGACAAGCAGUUCAGUGUGCUGGGUAACCUGAAGAGACACAUGCAGACUCACGCAGGGGAGAAACCCUACAAGUGUGAGGAGUGCAGCAAGCAGUUCAGUGAGCUGGAUAGUCUGAAGAAACACAUGCGGACUCACACGGGAGAGAAACCCUACAGGUGUGAGGAGUGCGACAAGCAGUUCAGUGAGCUGGGUAGUCUGAAGAAACACAUGAGGACUCACACAGGGGAGAAGCCCUACAGGUGUGAGGAGUGCAGCAAGCAGUUCAGUGAGCUGGGUAGUCUGAAGAAACACAUGCGGACUCACACUGGAGAGAAACCCUACAGGUGUGAGGAGUGCAGCAGGCAGUUCAGUGAGCUGGGUAGUCUGGAGAAACACAUGCGGACUCACACUGGAGAGAAACCCUACAAAUGUGAGGAGUGCUGCAAGCAGUUUAGUCAGCUGGGUCAUCUGAAGACUCACAUGCGGACUCACACAGGGGAGAAACCCUAUAAGUGUGAGGAGUGCGACAAGCAGUUCAGUGAGCUGGGUAGUCUGGAGAAACACAUGCGGACUCACACUGGAGAGAAACCCUACAAAUGUGAGGAGUGCUGCAAGCAGUUUAGUCAGCUGGGUCAUCUGAAGAUACAUAUGAGGACUCACACAGGGGAGAAACCCUAUAAGUGUGAGAAGUGCGGCAAGCAGUUCCGUUCAUCGAGUCAACUGAAGAUUCACAUGGGGACUCAUACAGCGGAAAAACCCUACAGGUGUGAAGAGUGCAGCAAGCAGUUCAGUCAGCUGAGUCAUCUGAGAACUCACAUGCUGACUCACACAGAGGAGAAACCUUACAGAUGUGAGGAGUGCAGCAAGCAGUUCAGUCAGCUGAGUCAUCUGAAAAAACACAUGCGGACUCACACUGGGGAGAAGCCAUACAAGUGUGAGGAGUGCAGCAAGCAGUUCAGUCAGCUUGGUAAUCUGAAGAACCAUAUGCGGACUCACACAGGGGAGAAGCCAUACAAGUGUGAGGAGUGCAGCAGGCAGUUCAGUGAACUUGGUAGUUUGAACAGGCACAUGCGGACUCACACAGGGGAGAAACCCUACAAGUGUGAGGAGUGCAGCAGGCAGUUUAGCGUGCUAGGUAAUCUGAAGAAACACAUGCGGACUCACACUGGAGAGAAACCCUACAAAUGUGAGGAGUGCUGCAGGCAGUUCAGUCAGCUGGGUAGUUUGGAGAAACACAUGCGGACUCACACAGGGGAGAAACCCUACAGAUGUGAGGAGUGCAGCAGGCAGUUCAGUGAGCUGGGUAAUCUGAAAAGACACAUGCAGACACACUUGUGAGAAAUUUUAUAUAAGGACCGACGUGAAAGUAGCAACUUCCGUCAGUACGCCGCAAACGUGUAUUCUUUCAAUCCUGUUGGUACAAUGUUACAUUGUGUCAAUUUCCUAAGGAAUUGCAUCACUAUUGAAUUUUUAUUUUUAAAUACGGUAUACACUUUUCCCAUUUAUGCUUCAAGUCUCUUUCUCUUAAUUUUUUUAAGUUCGUCGUAAGCGUCUUUAGACAAAGGUCGUUUGGGUUUGUCUUGUUAUUCUAAUUUACUU